AUGGCAGACGGUGAGAAGGUCAAAGAGUUUCCGGACGUGAGCAACAAGCUCGCUGCGCCGAAGAAGUUGUCACAAUUCGAGAGGGAGAGACAGGCAGCAGAGGUGAAGCGAAAGCAGGCUGAAGAGGAGAAUGCAGCUGCGCUACGGGUCUUCGAAGAUUCUUUCGGCCAUGAGGAGGAUGACGAUCUGGCAGCUGCAGUCGCAGGGCGAGGUCCUGCGGGUGGGCCUCGAGGGGCGGCGCUGGGCUAUGGCGGAGCUGGCAGAGACUAUGGCAUGUCGCAACCACCACCUCGAGGUGGCCUCGGCAGUCUCGGACCUGCUCCGGGCGUAAUACCUCCGAAUUUGAAGAGGAAACGAGCGCUGGACGAGAUGCGAGAAGCCCAAGAAGCUCGUCAGGAGCAGGCUGUGCUUGGCUACCAGGAGUCGAGAAGUGGCGGCCGGCACGCACAGCAGAGUACUCCACAGGACGACGAUCGCGAAGAUGAAGCACCACGACCCACAGUGCAUCUUGGCCAGUUGCCACCAAGCAUCGUCGAAGGAGAUAUCAAGGCACUCCUGAAUGGUCAUCUUGAAGUUCAUUCUGUUCAAUUCCUCCCGCCUGCCGGUCCAAGUACUGCAGCCAAGCGGUCUCUAUCAGCGGUCGUCGCUCUCGUCGCAGAGACCUCUACUGGACAGAUCGACACCACUGUGACCGCUCUAAAGGACAAGUAUCUUGGCUUUGGCUUCUACCUUACCAUAUCUCGCCAUCUCUCCUCUACUGCCUUACAUCCAAGUAUGGUGAACAUCAAUUCCGCUGUCUCGGACGAACCUUUCGGUGCUGAGAAACCGAAGGAGCCACCGCGGCCUUCUAUGCGCAACGCGCCGCCGCCAAUGGAUCACAGAGGAUUUGCACCACCGAGCUCAUAUGAUACAUCACCGAGAGGAGGCUACGGUGCUGUACAGCAACCUGAAGCGCUAGUCAAUGUGCAUGCACCACUGGAUAUCGCCACUAUCCGCGCCAUACAUAUUAUGGUCGAGCGUCUGACAACGGAGCCCGAUCCUGAACGCGCACUUCAGCUCGAAGCUCUGCUGAUGAGUAUGCCAGAGGUACAGCGAGACGAGCGCUUCGCCUUUCUGUACGAUUCGAGAAGUGCCGCAGGUGUCUACUACAGAUAUCUGCUCUGGGGUCCAGAUAGUCGAGGCGAGCAGAAGCGACAUGCUAAAGGACUGGAACGGGUACAUGAUGAUAUGAUACUCGACUGGGCGCCACCGCACGGAGAGGUGCCAUUCAUGGACUUGACAGCAUUAGCGGACGUCGUGACUGAUAUGGAUUACGCAUCGAGUGAUGAGGAGAGUGACGACGAGGGUGGCGAGAGGAAGUUCAAUGGCGCGCGCGACGGUCCAGCUCUUGACAAGAAUGAGAAGGCGCAUCUCAGCCCAGUCAAGCGUGCAAGACUAGUGCACCUUCUAUCACGACUACCAACCAGCAAUGCCAGACUACGUAAAGGGGAUGUAGCACGAGUGACAAACUUCGCCAUCAACCACGCAGGGCAAGGUGCAGAAGAAAUUGUCAAUCUCCUACUACUCAACGUUAAGAAGCCACUCUGCUUCAGCCUAGCAGCCAAGUACGAAGACUCCUCCUCCCAAGAAGAAGAAGAAGAAGACGACUACGAGCCCGACUCAGACCUCCCAACAAUCGGCGUCAGCUCCCCUCAACCACCCCGCGACACCAAAAAGGAACAAGAGGACCCCUCAAACGCCAAACUGAUAGCCCUCUAUCUCAUUUCCGACAUCCUCUCCGCUUCUUCCACAGCCGGCGCAAGGAACGCCUGGAAGUACCGGCAACUCUUCGAAUCCGGCUUCAAGGCUCAGAAGACCUUCGAACAUCUCGGGAAGCUGGACAAGGAUCUGGCGUGGGGACGACUGAAGGCUGAGCAGUGGAAACGGAGGGUUGGGGCUAUCUUCCAGAUUUGGGAAGGGUGGUCGGUGUUUAGUGGGGGUGUGCAGGAGGGGUUGAGGAAGGGGUUUUUGGAGCCGCCUCUAUCAGAGGAGGAGUUGAAGGCUGAGAGAGAGGCGAAGGAAGCGGAGGAGAGGAGGAAGACGGAGGUGAAGUGGGCUGGGAAGUUCAGGAGGGUUGAGCGGGGUUCGCCUGCCGGGUCUCGGUCGCCUGCUGUAAAGGCUAUUGUGCCAGCUGCUGUGGCUGAGGAUGUGGACGGGCAAGGCAUGGAUGACGUAGACGGUGCGCCUAUGGAGGAGCUUAUUGGUGCACAGAUGGAUGUAGGUGAGGAUCUAGAUGGUGCGCCAUUAGACGAUGUGGACGGUGCACCUAUGCAGCUUGAUGCUCCCACUGCACCUGCACCUGCACAGCCAGCUGAGGACGAUCCGAAGGCAGAAAGUACUGCCGCAAAGCCAUCUGGGACUAAGAGACGGAUGCGUGCGGAGGACAUGUUUGCUAGUGAUGAGGAAUGA
This is a messenger RNA of Recurvomyces mirabilis, 2448 nucleotides long. RefSeq lists its product as uncharacterized. Bases 1 to 2448 code for a protein of 815 amino acids. The record is from RefSeq and is a predicted model, not a curated record. Lineage: Eukaryota; Fungi; Ascomycota; Dothideomycetes; Mycosphaerellales; Teratosphaeriaceae. Gene Ontology annotation, molecular function: RNA binding. Gene Ontology annotation, cellular component: nucleus. The transcript has a single exon. Gene Ontology annotation, biological process: RNA processing.